GGUGCCGCGCUGUGGGCCUGGGAGAAGGCACGCCGGGAAAUGCUGGCCACAGGCUUCCAGGCAGCCGAGGCCCGCUAGACCCCAAGGAGCGAGCCCAAAGCUCUGGCUGCGCCUCUCAACAUGAGCAACCCACAGCCGGCCGCCGGAGGAGCACCGCCCGAGGUGGAGAUCAUCUCCCAGCCCGGGGACGAGGACGCCAGGAGCGCGGCCGCGGGGCCGCUGGCCAGCUUUGCCUACCGGGACUUGCCCCUGGCCCCGGGCGACCUCUCCACGGCGGGCUCGCAGCUCCUGUCAAACCUGGACGAGGAUUACCAAAGAGAAGGGUCCCCCUGGCUGAGGCCGUGCUGCGGAAAGAGAGCGGCCGUGUGGCAGGUAUUUUUGCUCAGUGCCAGUCUCAACAGUGUCCUGGUAGCCUGUGUAAUAUUGGUGGUGAUUCUCCUGACCCUGGAACUGCUAAUAGAUAUAAAGCUCCUCCAGUUUCCCAGCGCCUUCCAGUUCGCGGGGGUCAUCCACUGGGUCAGCCUGCUCAUCCUCUCCGGCUUCUUCUCCGAGACCGUCCUCCGCAUCGUGGUGCUCGGGCUGUGGGAUUACAUCGAGAACAAGAUCGAGGUGUUCGACGGCGCUGUGAUCGUCCUGUCCUUGGCCCCGAUGGUGGCGUCCACCGUGGCCAACGGGCCCCGCAGCCCCUGGGACGCCAUCAGCCUCAUCAUCCUGCUCCGCAUCUGGCGGGUGAAGAGGGUCAUCGACGCCUACGUCCUGCCGGUGAGGGUGGAGCUGGAGCUGGUCGUCCAGCAGUACGAGAAGGCCAAGGCGGUGCGGGACGAGCAGCUGGAGCGGCUGACGCAGAUCUGCCAGGAGCAGGGGACAGCGGCGUCCCGGACCCGGCCGCGGGCCUGGUCACCACGGCCGCCAUCGACAUCCACCGGCCCAGCGUGUCCUCCGACCUCUUCUCGGGGGACGCGCCCCCGAGGCUGCGCGGCCAGGGCGCCUGGGCCAGCUCCGCCUCCGAGAGCCCGUCCGGCUCCACCGGCAGCUCCGGCUCCCGGCAGAGCGGCAGCAGCCACACCCUGUGCUCCUCCGAGCCCGGCCCCGGCCCCCCGGCCCCCGCCCCCGCCCGGGAGCGCGAGGCGGACGCCGCCGUCCAGGACCUGCUGUCCUCGCUGUCCGAGGACGCCUGCCCGGCCCCGGGCCCCACGCAGACCAGCCCCGAGCUGGAGCGCAGGGUCGGCCUGCUCAACCGCAGGAACCAGGAGGGCUUCCCGGGCCUGGCGCGCAAGCCCGCCCUCCUGCCGGCCCCCGCGCCCGCGCUGCACCGGUUCUCGCCGCUGGAGUCCAAAGAGGAGGCCUAGCGCCCGGGCGGCUGGGACCCGAGGCCGCCCAGGGCCCCAGGAGCCUCCAGGGCGGGACGCCAGGCCAGGAGGACAGGCCUCAGACCUCAGCCCAGAGCAGGUGCCCGCCGGUCAGGGGAAGGCGGUGCUCGUGGCUGAGGCUUUAAACCGUUUUUACCAGAACCAGCCCGUGGCCCAGCCUCCGCCCUCGGAGGGAGCAGCACUGUGAGGGGCUCGCCCGCCCCGCCCCGCCCCCGGGUGGAGCCCUCGUUCCUCAUCCUCCCAUUUCCGCAUGAGCCUUUCCGAGUAUUUUUACACAAACCCCAACCCCCCCAGGACAGAAGGGGGGGGUCCGGAGGUGGGGGGAGUCCUUGGGGAGGGACGCCGUUUUGCACACCAGCUUUCUAAUAAAAGCAGCUGCA
Pipistrellus kuhlii (Kuhl's pipistrelle) is the source of this 1750-nucleotide messenger RNA. RefSeq names its product transmembrane protein 266 (gene TMEM266). Gene Ontology annotation, cellular component: plasma membrane. Gene Ontology annotation, biological process: transmembrane transport; monoatomic ion transport. The record is from RefSeq and is a predicted model, not a curated record. Bases 121 to 1557 code for a protein of 478 amino acids. The transcript is spliced from 8 exons. Gene Ontology annotation, molecular function: monoatomic ion channel activity; voltage-gated channel activity. Lineage: Eukaryota; Metazoa; Chordata; Mammalia; Chiroptera; Vespertilionidae.